Messenger RNA from Mercenaria mercenaria, 3920 nucleotides. Its product is annotated as excitatory amino acid transporter 1-like. Gene Ontology annotation, molecular function: neutral L-amino acid transmembrane transporter activity; glutamate:sodium symporter activity; L-glutamate transmembrane transporter activity. Bases 140 to 1666 code for a protein of 508 amino acids. NCBI's taxonomy places the organism in Eukaryota, Metazoa, Mollusca, Bivalvia, Venerida, Veneridae. The transcript has 12 exons. The record is from RefSeq and is a predicted model, not a curated record. Gene Ontology annotation, biological process: L-glutamate transmembrane transport. Gene Ontology annotation, cellular component: plasma membrane.
AUUUUUACAUUUUUCAAUAGACGUAGUUAAACUGAAGGGGUAUUUUGAACUUUUAAGGUAUUCAUCAGAGCAUUGAUGCAUCAUCUCGUUCAAGUACAACAAUGUUUUUAAAAAGUACGGAUUGACUAGCCAGGAAGGAAUGGACAACAACGAGAAUAACGCCUGCAAACAAAAAUGUCUCUGGUGGUUACGGCAGAACUUGUUGGUGAUACUCACGUUUAUUGCUUGUGGUAUUGGGUUCCUGAUUGGCUUUCUGGUAGCCCACGAAGACCCUUCUCCAAGCGCUAUUAUGUGGAUUGGUAUGCCAGGAGAGCUUUACAUCCGAACGAUAAAUAUGAUGAUUGUCCCGUUAGUUGUCUGCAGUGUCAUUGCUGGUACAGCGAAGAUGGACCCCCGUACCAAUGGUAAAGUCAGUGGGAUUUCUAUGGCUUACAUUAUGCUCACUAACUGUGUUACACCUUUACUUGCUGCAGCUCUUAGCUACACCAUCAAACCAGGAGAAGGCAUAGAAACAGAUGUUGAUACAUCGAAACAAAUUGAAAAUGUGAUGCAAACUGAGGACAUCUUUGCUGACCUUCUGAGGAACAUUGUUCCAGACAACAUAAUAGCCUCGUGUUUCCAACAGGCGCAGACAAAGUACGAAUAUAAAAAUAAAACUAUCAUUACCAACAAUGGGACACAUGAUAUAACAGAAACAACGAAAGAACUGAAGAGAAAGUAUGUUGGAUCUGCAGGAUCUACCAAUGUCCUUGGCUUGAUCAUUGUAAGCGUUUUGUUCGGUGUUGGUGCGGCAGCUAUGAAGGAAGAAGGGAAACCAUUUCUACUUUUCUUCAAGUCCGCUACAGAUAUUAUACUGAGAAUACUCCAAGUCCUUAUUUGGACAACGCCUGUUGGUGUUGCCAGCCUGAUUGCAAAAACGAUAGUUACAACGAAAGAUGUGGAAGACACUUUCCGGAAACUUGGCAUGUAUGCGCUCACAGUGGAAGUUGGCCUCGUGUUCUGGGGUUUCAUUGUUUUACCACUUUUGUUCCUCAUUGUGAGACGUGCCAACCCAUUUAGAUUCUACGGCACCAUCAUACCGUCGAUUAUGAUUGUUGUAGUUACCGCCAGCACGAUGAUAGCACUCCCAGAGAGUUUCCGUAGUUUGGAGUACAAGAACAAUUGCGAUCCACGGAUAUCCCGCUUGGUGGCGCCGCUGUCAGCAACCAUUGGAAGAGCCGGGAGUGUUCUCUACAUCACAUGUUCGUGCUUCUUUAUCAUACAAACUCUUGGCCGUGACGUUAAUGCUGCAGAUAUCAUCCUAGUUGUGUUGCUAGCAUGGAUAUCAGCGUUAGCCAUACCAGAUGUAGCAGGUGCGAGUCUUGUAACUGUCCUCAUAUUACUGACCACAUUAAACAUACCAGGAGAAGCCGCGGCUAUGCUGUUUGCACUGGAAUUCUUCCUGGACAGAUCUCGGAGCGUCGUAAAUUUACUAACCCAGCUUACUGGAGUCAUGCUUAUCGACAAAUUCUGUGCAGCUUCUCUACCUAAACUAACAGAAUACAGCGAGCCCAAAGAUAAAGAAAAGCUUACAUUACAAUAUGAUGAACAGACAGAGGUUAAUGUCAAACAGGGGUUCGAAAAGGAUGCCUGUUACCCACCAAACUUUAACAAUACAAAACUGUAACAUUGCUUACACUUCUCUCUGAUCCACCUUUACCGUGAAAUGAUUAUACAAUAUAGACCAUUCAUAUCAUGCAUCAUUUUAAAGAACUCCAAGAGUGGGAGACGGAAAACUUAUAUCGCCUCCAUCUUUCCCUAUGUCCAUUAUAGAGAAUUACUUUCUUUCAGAUGUCUUUCGCAACUGACACGGCUUUUUUUUUAAAUAUUUUCAUCAGUUUCGACCUUAAAAUUAUGUGCUAAUCAUAAUCUGCGUUCAUCGCGUGGUUGUAUUCCUUUUUCCGCCAUAAACUUACUACUAUUUCUUGAUUUGCCUUUGAAUAAAACUGAAUUUCAUUAAGAUCAGUUGUAUACUAAGGUACUAAAAUAAACGGAGAGGAUUCGUCAUUUUAAAAUUUGCUGGCGACAACUCCCUAUUUUUAUGACUAGUAAUGUGCGGACCGCUCUUGUUUCAUUCUUGUGACAAGAGCAUUUGUUUAUGGUUUCAAGUUAUCUGUAUGUAUCACCUACGAGAUUGUAAUACUAACAUUAAACAGGGUCUUUCAAAAACGAAUAUUAAAUGGUGACUUGGCAGUUGAGCUUUCAGUUGAAUGGAUUUUAGAAGCAGCUGCUGUAUGGUAGUCUGAAGCUAGAAAUAAAAGUCAGUUUUAGUUUUCAGAAUAAAAGUAAGGGUUAUAGUUAGGUAUUAUGUUGAUUAAUUUUACGGGCAUUCUUUGUAGCAAGCAUUUAAAAUUUGAUGGUGUCUCUAAUGCCGAAAUGUCUGUAAAUACUUACAUCAGUUACAUGGGAAAUAAUGAAAGUUCCAUAAACUGAAAAAAAAUCUGUUCUGCAUAAACUUGCAUGUAAACAGAAUAGACGGAAUUGAAUGGAAUAGAAUAGAAUAGAGUAGAGUUUAUUAAAGUGACAUUGUGUUUUGCAUAAUCAAAAUACAUUAAUAUCAUAAUACAUGUAACACUGGGCCCAUUGGUCCUAUAAGUCACCUAUUGUGAAUAAUUAUUUUGUGAUUUUAUGUGCUGGUGAUAUCCGAUAAGUCUAAAAGUGUAAAUAUGUUUGAUAUCAACUUAUGUAGUUAUUUAUAAUGUCAUUAUUACCAAUCAGAGCAUCAAAUUUUGCACUUACAUUUUCUACAUAACUGACACAUUUAUCCCAUUUGACAGCUAAUUAUCAUUUCUGAUGAUGUCAUAGCAGAAAAACAACACUUCACUCUGUAGGAAGAAAAUUUUAUAGGGGAUUUAAGUGUGACAUUCGUAGUCAUCUCCAUAUUACUUAGCUGCGCCAUGAGAAAACAAACAUAGUGCAUUUGCAACCUUCACGGAUCAAGACCAGUCUGCGCAUCUGUGCAGUCUGGUCAGGAUCCAUGCUGUUAUCUUCCAAAGCCAAUAUUGCAAUUAGUGAAGCCAUUAGCGAACAGUAUGGAUCCUGAUCAUACUGCGCAUGCUGGUCAAAAAUGCACUGUGUUGGUUUUCUCAUGGCGCAGCUCAUAUCUGUUCUGUACAGAAAUAGUUAUUUAUUUUCUCAACUAAGUCGUUAACAUGACUUAUCCUUGAAAUGAUGCAAUUCCAUAAGCAAAUCUGCCUUUUUACAAAACUCUCAAUUUCCUUGAUUUCAUAAACAUCAUCAUCCCUGAUUUUUUUUAAUGUUAAAUAAAAUGAUAUUGGCCUUCAGUUGAACUCAGUUUUUGUUAUCCUGUUGUAAUAUGAGCGGUACCAUGAGAAAACCAACAUAGUGGGUUUGCGACCAGCAUGCAUCGGCACAGUCUGGUCAGGAUCCAUACUGUUCACUUUCAAAGCCUAUUGCAAUUAGAGAAACCAUUAGCAAACAGCACAGAUUCUGACCAGACUGCGCGAAUGUUGGUUUUCCCAUUUUUAAAAUGAGUGAAAUGUUGUGAAUGAAACUUUGUAAGUAAAUCUUGUUCAUUGUGCCUUUUGUAUAUUUUCUUUUUACUUUCUUUGGCUUAUGUGCUUAACACAUGAGAAAGCUAAAACCGUUAUAUUAGGUCAUAUUGAUCAUGUUGAUAUUGUUUCAUGAUAACUCUUGACAUUUCUACUGGGGUAGUAAAGAAAAAAAAUAAGUACAUUUUGUGUCUGAAAAAGUGUGACUACACAAUAUGUUUAUUUCCAUCAUAUACCCAGCAUGAUUACUAUAAAUUGCAAUGCAUUUGUGAAUGUGAUUUGCAUUAUAUGAAUUUCAAAUACUUUGUGAAAUUACUUUUAAUUGUAUUUGUACAUGAAUUUACAUUUUCAUAUGUAUAUAUAACAUAU